This is a messenger RNA of Onychostoma macrolepis, 1227 nucleotides long. Its product is annotated as odorant receptor 131-2-like. Gene Ontology annotation, biological process: G protein-coupled receptor signaling pathway. The coding region runs from base 307 to 1227 and encodes 306 amino acids. NCBI's taxonomy places the organism in Eukaryota, Metazoa, Chordata, Actinopteri, Cypriniformes, Cyprinidae. Gene Ontology annotation, cellular component: membrane. The record is from RefSeq and is a predicted model, not a curated record. The transcript has a single exon. Gene Ontology annotation, molecular function: G protein-coupled receptor activity.
UAGAGAGCACACCCAUUGCAUCAUCAUAAGGAUAUAUAAAGUACAGGCUAUUCCGUGUCAUGAAAUUUGUAAAGUCUCACCACAAUCACAUGAAUGUCUCUUUCUCUUCAGCUGUCUUUGUUAUGGUUGAUACAAAUACAUUAAUAAUUAUUUUUUUUCAUGUUAAUGUAGUAUAUACAGUGCUUUGAGUGAGCUUGUACAACUUUAUACUGAUAAUUAAGAUGCUAUUAUUUCAAUGUUAAAUUUGUGUACUUAAACUAAUUUAACCAUUUGAAUUCAUCAGCUGUUGCAGCUUACAGGAUCAUAAUGAACAGCACCAUUCCAAAGGAUCUGUUUUAUGACAUGUUCAUCAAGAACUUCAUCAGUGUAGUCCUCGGACUAAUCAUCAGCUAUAUCAAUGGGACAUUUGUGCUUGUCUUUUUCAAAAAUACCAUUUUCUGCAGUGACCCAAGAUACAUUUUAUACAUCCAUUUGGUAAUCAAUGACAUAAUUAUGCUGUCCAUUUCUGUGUUCUUACAAGUUGCAGCAUAUGUGUUUCGUAACGUCAAUGUAUCUGUUUGUUCUCUUGUGCUAUUAUUUGCAGUUAUAGUCACCAAGAACAAUCCACUAAAUCUGGCCUGCAUGGCCAUAGAGCGUUACAUUUCCAUUUGCAAACCAUUACAUCACCCACAAAUAUGCACAGUUCGCAGGACCUACAUUCUCAUCUGGUUCAUAUGGACUCUGUCAGCAGUGCCAGCUUUCAGUGAUAUAUUCAUCACAUUAUCAACUCAACCAGCAAGCUUUUUCUCAACUGUGUUUUUAUGCCACGGAUUGUUCAUUUACAACACCUGGCAACACACAGUCAAAGAUACUGUGUCGAAUGUUGUGUAUUUGUCAUUUGUGUGGGUUACGCUGAUCGUCACGUACUUCAAGGUUCUUUCCGCAGCAAACGCUGCUAGUGCAGAUCGAGUGUCUGCUAGAAAGGCCCGGAACACGAUACUGCUGCACGGAGGUCAGCUUUUACUGUGUAUGAUGUCCUACGUCACCGCACUCGUAGAUUCAGCACUUGUAGAUCUUUUUCCUCAGAGUCGAUCAACUAUUCUCUUUAUUCUGUAUUUGUUGUCAAAUGUUCUACCAAGGUUACUAAGCCCACUAAUCUACGGCUUGAGAGAUAAGCAAUUUUCUAAGCGUAUCAAAGUGUAUUUUUAUUGCAAACAAGUAAGUACACAGAUAAUUCCAGUGAAGUAA